CUGAACGAGAUAAAUUUACCUUUAUAGGACAAUUAUAGUUCUCUUCUUUUUUGUUCCUUUCUUUCUCUCUCUUUUCUUCUUCUCUACAUAUAAACUAAUAUCAUGUCUUAUCAACAACCUAAUAAUGGUGGAUAUUAUACCCCUCCACCUGCUGGAUAUCCUCAACAAGGUCCUCCUCAACCUGGUUACUAUCAACAACCUCCUUAUUAUCAACCAGCACCUCCUCCUCAAACAUAUAUCAUCCAACAACAACAACCUCAACGACAAGAUGAUGAUUGCUGUGCUGCAUUGUAAGUGAUCAUAAGAAAGAGAACAUAAUUUUUUUUAUCUCAUUGAUGUUUUAUUUCUAGUUGCUGUGGUUUGGCUUGCUGUUGCUGUAUAGAAGAAUGUUGUCUGUAGAAACUAGAACUACUGUAGAAAUAAGAAUCAUCCUCUUUUUUUUUUUUUUUCUGUUG
Halteromyces radiatus is the source of this 455-nucleotide messenger RNA. RefSeq lists its product as uncharacterized. Bases 103 to 294 code for a protein of 63 amino acids. The transcript is spliced from 2 exons. Lineage: Eukaryota; Fungi; Mucoromycota; Mucoromycetes; Mucorales; Cunninghamellaceae. The record is from RefSeq and is a predicted model, not a curated record.